AUGGCUUACGAAGAGGUCACCACCACCACUACCCAGACUCAGAUUACUGGUGAUAUCACCCCCGGCGACCUCGUCUCCGUCAACCACGAGCGCUAUGGCCGCAGGGAGGGCCUCGUCGUCGGCCAGUACAUGGACUACGCCGGCCGCCAGAUCGUCGAGGUCCAGCUCGAGCCGCACGAGAUCUACCAAGCAUGGUACCCCACCGUCACGCGUGUGAAGCGCACGGUGUCCUACGCCCGCCCGCAAAUCGCACGCCCUCGCGAGCGCACCGUCGAGCGCCGCAUCUACUGGUGA
Coniophora puteana RWD-64-598 SS2 is the source of this 294-nucleotide messenger RNA. RefSeq lists its product as uncharacterized. Bases 1 to 294 code for a protein of 97 amino acids. The transcript is spliced from 3 exons. NCBI's taxonomy places the organism in Eukaryota, Fungi, Basidiomycota, Agaricomycetes, Boletales, Coniophoraceae. The record is from RefSeq and is a predicted model, not a curated record.